Messenger RNA from Diplodia corticola, 552 nucleotides. Its product is annotated as hemolysin. The coding region runs from base 1 to 552 and encodes 183 amino acids. The record is from RefSeq and is a predicted model, not a curated record. Gene Ontology annotation, biological process: symbiont-mediated hemolysis of host erythrocyte. Lineage: Eukaryota; Fungi; Ascomycota; Dothideomycetes; Botryosphaeriales; Botryosphaeriaceae. The transcript is spliced from 3 exons.
AUGAUUUCGAGGGUGUCCAGCGCGUAUAUAAACAUCCCGUCUGAACCACUUCUCUACGCCAUCAUCCGCAUUCCCUUCAGAAAUCUCCAACUUCUCCUUCUCCCGCUUCAACUCGUCUCUACCACAGCUGUCGCCAAGCCUGCCGAAGAGUGGGUUUCGUUUGAAAUCAUCAACAGCACCCCUGAUACCACUAUUACCGUGAAGAAUGCCAUAGUCACGACGGGACAAUUCUACAGCAGCGGCAACCAGAGUGAAGAAGUCUCUGCCGACGACAUUAGCUCAAUGACCAUCUCGGCUAAUUCCACGGGCCAUGUAAAUGCUUGUGGUCUGGAUGGUCAGAUGGAUGGCACCGAAGGCCAGUUCGACCUGUACGCAGGCAACACCAAACUCCGUACUGUUUCUUGGAAUAACGGUCCUGGGGGCAAGCAUAACAACGUCGAGGCCAGCCACGAGACGCAACAAGAGUUUUUCUGUGAUGUCAUGGAACCUGACGGGCAAUGGAGUGCUCUCGGAAACGUCCAGAUCGAAAUUGAGAAGCGCGGGAGAAAGUAG